Molecule: messenger RNA, 3229 nt
Organism: Leptopilina heterotoma
Lineage: Eukaryota; Metazoa; Arthropoda; Insecta; Hymenoptera; Figitidae
Product: MFS-type transporter clz9-like
Exons: 3
Coding region: 1511-2302 (263 amino acids)
Cellular component (GO): nucleus
Molecular function (GO): DNA binding
Source: RefSeq, a predicted model, not a curated record
GCGAAGGCGGUUGCUUCGUAACAAACCCUUAUUCGGAUAAAAGUUUUCAAUAUUCGUAAAAUUGAAUCUGCACUCGAGUUCUCGUGCAGAAGGUGUGAAGUGUGUUUACUUUAGUGAAGAUCAAGCUCACAGAGGUGAGAAGGAAAGCUCGUACUAUAUAACUUUGUCUGACAAAGAUAACACCAAAGUUCCUUGAGGGUGGGGCGAUAAAGUGUGGAUUAUAAGGUGGGAGAAAGGGCGGUCGGCGCAUGCGUUGCUUGUGUCAACCAAAGACUUCGCGCGGCGGCGACGAUCAGUCUCGCCGGUUUCAAAUCCAGAGCAGAUAUACGUGCAAUUACUCUGUCAAUAGUGGCUUAAAAUUCGUGCAUGCUUCGAUGCAAUUUAAAUAUAUUAUUUUCCCCAGUUUCUUUUAAGAACAAUAUUUAAAUCAAGUCAUUAUUCUUUUUACUUUUCAUUUUUUUCAUUUAUAAUAAAUGUGUCAUAAUUUUUAACAAAUCAAACUUUCACUCGAACUUUAUGAAAGUUUCCAUAUAAACAAUUGGAGUAAAAAAGAGAUUUGAUGAUUGGAAAAGUAAUUUUAAAAAUUUGUGCUAAAUAAAAAGUUAGGAAAAAUUUUCUUUCCCUCUUUUUCACAGUGACGAAAAUUGUGACAUGAUUUUUGAUUGAAAUACUCGUUCAUUAUUUAAAUGAAAUGAUUAUAAGUGCUUCUUUGUAAAUGUGACAGCGAGAAAAAAUGGUUAUUUACUAUGUGAUGGAUAAAUUGUCACGUGAUUUUGUUAUUUAAAUGAUUGUUAACACUGAUGACGUUCAAUUGGUAUUUUGUGCUCAAAGGAGAAUAGUGGAUUUUUCGUGAAGUGAAAUCAUUUUUCUUUUUGAAAACUGAGUAAAGAAAAGUUUUUGGAGUUGAAAAUGACGCACCACCUGUGGCUAAAUCUUGUCUUUAUUUUCGGAGCAAUAAUAGAUGCCAAGAAGUAGAAAACGAACGACGUCGAAGGCAGGUUGGACUACAGAAGUAUUACAAACUGCAAUAGAGUCCAUAGAAAAUGAAGGGAAGUCUGUAAAAAGUGCGGCAGAGAAUUUCAACAUACCAUACAGCACUCUAAAAAAAAGACAUAACUUAUCCAAGGAAAAUGAUUCUACAUAUAAUCGUCCUCCUCAGCUUGGAAGAAAUCCUGUAUUCAAUAAAGAACAGGAAGAGAUACUUGCGAAACAUCUUCUAGAGAUGUCUAAUAUGUUUUUUGGUCUAACAAGAGAUUAAUUAUGUAAGUUAUGCUAUAAUGUAGCUAAAACAUUCGGUCUUGAGGGUAGAUUUAACGUUGAAAAACAGACAGCUGGAAGAGAUUGGUUGUUAGGAUUUCUACGCCGUCACCCCGACCUCAGUAUCAGAAAACCGGAAGCGACUAGUAUUAAUCGUAUUUUGGGUUUUAAUAAGAUUGAAGUGACUCGCUUCUUUCAUAAUCUGGAGUCAGUAAUGACUAAAUUUAAGUUUUAACCACAAAAUAUUUUUAACAUGGAUGAAUCAGGGUUCUCCACUGUUCAUAAUCCAGGAAAAAUAAUAGCACCUAAAGGACAGAAGCGUGUUGGUGCAGUAACUUCAUGGGAAAGAGGCAAAAAUGUGACAGCAAUUUGUGCAAUGAGUGCAACUGGUAUCUUUGUACCUCCACUGUUCAUUUUCCCUCGGCAGCGUCACUCACCUUUUCUAGAACGCGAUGGACCUCCAGGAGCUAUUUACACUUGUUCAAUUAACGGGUGGACGAAUGAACAAAUAUUUAUAACAUGGCUACAACAUUUUAUUAAAUUUACAAAACCUUCUUCCAAAAAUAAGGUUUUGCUAAUAAUGGACAAUCAUAACAGUCAUUCUACGCUGGAAGCUUAUGAUUUAGCUCAGAAGAAUCAUGUAACUUUGUUGACUAUUCCUCCACAUUCAUCGCAUCGUUUACAACCUCUUGAUGUAACUUUCUUUGGACCUUUGAAGACCGCUUAUGACAGAGAGUGCGACUUGUAUUUGAAAUCACGAAAUUUAAUCAAAAUAACUCCUUAUGAAAUAGCUGGACUGUUUAACAAAGCAUAUUCAAGAAUUGCAUCUUUGGACAAGGGAGUGUCUGGUUUUAAGACGACAGGAAUAUUUCCCAUAGAUCCAUCUGUUUUUUCCGAUGAAGACUUUUUUGUGACAGAUGAAACUGAUUCAGAAGUCGUUUCCACUGCAAUGAUAACUAAUGAAUCAAACAACAUUCUCGCUCAACAAAUAAGAGUUUCUGCCAUGUCACAAGAAUUGGAGCAUCCAGAGGCACAGCCAUUGUAGAACUCUCAAACUGAAGUCUUACAGCCUCCAUCUACCAGUUUUUCCAACACUGUGAAUGCAUUGAGUUCACGACCACAGAUAUUCACGAAGCCUACGAAGACCACUAGAAAUAAACAGCAUUCAGAAAUUCUGACUAGUCCACAAAUGAAGGAAAUUUUUAAAGAAAAGAAAAGGAAGCGAAUCGAAAAGGAAAAUAAAGAGAAUAAUAAGAAGAAACAGAAGAAAAUUGAAAAAGAAACAUCGAAAGAUAGUAAUGUAAACACCAGGAAUAAAGUAUCGAAAUCCAAAGUGAAACAGCAGGCAACUGGAAAGCGAGGUGCUAAUCGCUCAUCUAAUAAGUCAUUAAUUGAUAAGAAAGCUAAGUCACCAAAAAGCUUAGAAGAAAAUAAGUGUAUUAUAUGUUUAGAAGUUGGAAAAAACAACGAGUUAUGGUAUCGUUGCAGAAGUUGUGGAAAAUGGGCACAUUCAGAAUGCUCAGGAUGUGACGAUCCCAAGGAUUAUUUUUGUACUUCUUGUUCAAGGCAAUAACAAAUUUUUGUUCUUACAGAAUUUAUUGAUAAAAAAAACUAUUUUUGUUCUUCAUUACUUAAGUAUUUUAUUAAAUGUGAUAUUAUUGCAUAUUCAAAUACUAAGAAACUAUAUUUAUGUUUUAUUGUCUUAACUACGUUAAAAAAUGUGUUAUUAAUGGAUAUUUUAAUACUAAAGAAGCUGACAGUCGUUUUUAUGUGUUAAAUACUUUUUAAAAUGUUCAUCUGUCAAGAACUAUUGAUAAAAUAAAAAAAAUAUUUAAAGAAAAUAGAAAUUAUGUCAUUUUUUUUUAAUUACAAAGAAAGGCUCCGAUUACCCCACAGGUGGGGUAAUGAGAGAAAAUGCAUUUUUUUCAAAAAACAUUUUUUUUACAAAUUUAGUUGUUUUUUUCUUACUUUU